Molecule: messenger RNA, 498 nt
Organism: Chionomys nivalis (European snow vole)
Lineage: Eukaryota; Metazoa; Chordata; Mammalia; Rodentia; Cricetidae
Product: homeobox protein Rhox5-like
Exons: 3
Source: RefSeq, a predicted model, not a curated record
AUGGCAUCUCAAGGCUGCAGAUGGGCCAUCACCUGCUUACUCUGCCUGGGAGUCAAGGAGGACCAGGAAGAGCAGCAUGAUGUGAAAGCACAGAUGAUCUUUCAGGCUGGAGAGGGGAGAGAGAAGAAAGGUGUUCGGGGCCAGCCUGGAGUGGGAGAAGUGGGAGCAGACAGUGAAGGAGAAGAAUUAAAAGGAGGAAGAGCAGGCCCCUUUGGUCCUGGUGCUCCAGGUCCUAUGGGUGAUGGGAAGAAGAAUGGUGGCACCAGCGGAAGUGGCAUGGAGCAAGAGCAAACGCAGCUGGUUGCUGAGGGUACGGAGAGACAGAAGGGCCUAAAGCCUCCGGAGAGGCCGAUGGCCCUCCACCAACUUCGGUUCACCCAGCGGCAGCUGGAGCAAUGGGAGACCAUUCUCCAGCGCAGUGACUAAUUUAAGAUGAGGAGCAUUACACACAGAAGAAAUGGGAGGAGGAGGACCAGAAUUGCACCAUCUAGGCCCUAG